AUGAGCCACUUCAACAACCCCGACUCCGUCGCUACGAACAAGCAGGGUGAAUUUCACCCUUCGGUGAAACCUACGGGUCCUCUUGAGCAUGGCGGUCACCAAGUAGGAAGAAAGGUCGCUCCUAGCGACUUCGUCCCCGAAUUUCGCGCUGAGAGCCAUCCCCCCGGUACCGCGCCCGCCAGCAGCUCCUACCAGCCUAAUCCCAUCGGCGAGGUUGGUGGCCAGGCACUCAACCCUAAUGUCGAGCGCAGCCAUGGCAAGGAAUCUGUCAAGACCAACGCUAGCGAUACCUUGAUGGGCGCUACAUCGCAGGACGUGCACCGGGGUAUGGGCCAGCCUAUUUCGGGACAGACCAGCAACGAGCUUCGUCAUGAUGGACAGCAUGGACGCAAGGGCCAGAGUGCGGGCUUGGAACAAGUUGGAGCUAGUCGGGGAAUUACCUUUGAGAGAGAGAUGCCGAGCCAGCGUGGACUGGAGCGCGAUGAGGCGCGCCCUGGUCAGCGCGGUGAUAAGGGUGCAUUGGCUGCAGAGGAUCGCGUGCCGGAGUCGGCAGAGACGGCGGCCGCUGAGUGGAGGUAUGAGCCUUCGACUAAGAGGGACAACCCGCAUAAGCAUUGA
Messenger RNA from Aspergillus tubingensis, 618 nucleotides. RefSeq lists its product as uncharacterized. The record is from RefSeq and is a predicted model, not a curated record. The transcript is spliced from 2 exons. The coding region runs from base 1 to 618 and encodes 205 amino acids. NCBI's taxonomy places the organism in Eukaryota, Fungi, Ascomycota, Eurotiomycetes, Eurotiales, Aspergillaceae.